Cucurbitaria berberidis CBS 394.84 is the source of this 1743-nucleotide messenger RNA. RefSeq lists its product as uncharacterized. Bases 1 to 1743 code for a protein of 580 amino acids. NCBI's taxonomy places the organism in Eukaryota, Fungi, Ascomycota, Dothideomycetes, Pleosporales, Cucurbitariaceae. The record is from RefSeq and is a predicted model, not a curated record. The transcript is spliced from 4 exons.
AUGUCUAACAACACAGCCUGGGGAAGACGCCUCGUAAUUUGCUGCGAUGGCACCUGGCAAUCCAGUGUCAGCAGCAAGGAGAAUGUUCCUUCCAACAUCACCAAGCUUUGCCGUCUAAUCGCUCGUGUCGGCGAGGACAAGAAAGAUCCCUCGAAGAAGUUUCAUCAGAUUGUCUACUACGAUAGUGGUAUAGGAACCGGCAAUUUGAGCGCAGCUGAGUCGAAGCGACAAGGUGGAACAGGUGCUGGACUCGCAGAGAACGUCAUUGAAGCGUACAACUUCAUCGUGCAAAAUUACGAGCCAGGAGAUGAGAUCUUCUGUUUCGGGUUCUCCCGUGGCGCAUAUACGGCUCGCGCAGUAGCUGGACUCGUAUCAGAUAUUGGAGUUAUCCGACCCAUCGAUAUGCAGUUCUUCCCGGAUCUGUAUCGUCUGUACAUGACAAAUGAUGAAGGGAUUGAAUUCCGCAAAACUGAAGCCUGGUCGUGGUUUACCAAAGGCAAGCUCAGUAAGAAAGGAGAAGAAAUGAAGAAGAAGGGCGUCAAUGUCGACAACAUUGGCCUGGAAAAUCUCCAAGGCCUGGCCGAGGCCUGGGAGAUUCGUCCACAUAAAGAGAUCGCCCUUCCGGAGAGUAGAAAGGUCAAGGUCGUCGGGGUCUUCGAUACAGUCGGCAGCCUUGGAAUACCUGACAUGGUCGGCCUUAAUCUGGCGUGGGGCAGAACCAAGUAUGGCUUCCACAACGUCAAGUUGACCGAGCAAAUCGAGCAUGCAUACCAAGCUCUAGCUUUGGACGAGCGCCGCAAGGCUUUCCGUCCGACCCUCUGGUAUAUUCCCAAGGACCUCGUAGACGACCCAGAUCGACCUACUCCGGAGUUAAAGCAAGCAUGGUUCCCUGGAGUCCAUAUCAACUGCGGAGGUGGCUCGGACGAUUGUUUUGGAGAGAUGAAGGGUGAUUCAGAGAAUAUUUCCACAGCUACCUUAUGUUGGAUGUUGCAAUGCAUUUCUCCUCACUUGACCAUUGACCGGGCCGCCUUCGAACUGUACUUGGCACAGUACAAGCGCUGGCUCUUCCGCAUCCGCUACGCAUGUACCUAUCACCACGAAACCUGGGGCGAUUGGGCGUGGAGCUAUGUCCCAAAACUUCCCAGCAUUCCGAUCAUCAAUCCAGGGCCAGAUGAAUUCACAGCUCCGCGUCGUGACCCCGCUCACGCGCAUACGGACUUUGACUUUAGUUGGGGCACUGGUCCGCUCGUCGAUCCAUUCGGCGGCAUGUACCACCUCAACGGCACACACAAGCGCGUGCCCGGUCACGAAGACGUCGAGACAUACGAUGAAAAGUCGAAAGAACCCAAGUGGAAGCCCAUUCGCGACAUUGGACAGACAAACGAGUACAUUCACCCUAUCGUUCACUACCGCAGGCUUGUACGCGGUUGGGACACGCAUACACCUCUCAAAGAUGACUGGAACCGUGACCACUGGCGUGGCAAGGACGGCAAAGAUCGUUUCUGGUGGUACAAGAAUGGCGAGAAAGACAAGUGUGCGCUGCCGGAGUGGGCUAUUCUGCCCCAUGUCUCGGACAAGGAGUAUAACUUUGAGAGGAAGUGGUAUGGGGAGUGCGAGAAAACCAAGAAGACACUCGAUGCGCUCGCGAAGGUGGAGGAAUUUGGGCAGAAUGACUUCCUGACGACGCUUGACAAGAAGAUUGAGUUUGGGUUUGACAAUAAGCCGCAGAAUCUGUGGCCGUAA